Messenger RNA from Pogona vitticeps (central bearded dragon), 1505 nucleotides. Lineage: Eukaryota; Metazoa; Chordata; Lepidosauria; Squamata; Agamidae. The record is from RefSeq and is a predicted model, not a curated record.
ACAGUCACCAAAUUCUUCUAGGUCAUUGCAAGAGACUCAUUCUAUUACUUCAGCGUGAUAGAGUUGCAUAGCAGGAGACUGCUUAUAUGUAUCACAUGUAUAGGAGGCAAAGAAACCCAGGAACAAAAGCUGGAUCCUGUUUUGGAAUUCUGAGGACCAAAUCAAUCAGCUUUUGCAUUAGUGCAGCAGAAAAAAAAAACCCAGUCUGUCUCUACGUUCUGAUUACAUCCUGGUAGGUCAUUUGCAAGAUUUGUUCUGAUGCUCCUGGGCAUUCUGUAUUUCCACAGCUGGACAUACAUUUCUAAACCUCUUCAUUUGUGAGCAGAAGAAAUGAAAAUCUAAUUUUUUAUUUUUCUAUUUUUUUGUAAUUUGCCUCUGAAAACGUGGCCCUUUGGGAGGCACAGAUCACGCUGACAUGCCGGCUUGCUUCUAGAGACGAGUAUCCUCUGAGGUUUCUCUGUCUUGGAGAGAAAAAAAUGGACUAGCAAAUGGCAGGAACCUUGUUUUGUAUUAUUAGAGAAGAUUGAAUGCUGUUACUGGAAAACCCAUGUGUUACAGGGAACACAAGUUCCUCCAAUUAAGAACUCUGUUUGAAGCCCCAGAUCCAAAGUGUUGAAAAACUGAUGGUCUGAAGAUUAGAACAUCCAGAUGUUUUUCCCUGUGGCACCAGGACUCCAAGGCUAUUGAUUUUAGUUGCGACCUGGACUUGGAAAAACAAGACUGAUCUAAUUCUGAACUCUCUGAAUCCACAAACUUCCAGGCAAAACUUUUAGAGAAUUGGAGAAGAUACAAUCACCCAAAAUUUAAAAUAAAGAAAUAAAAUUGGCUAGCUGAGAGGUCACCAAACUCAACAUUUCCAUUUUGCUCCUCUGUGACCUUAAAAAGGAGCAACAACGAUCACCACGGGUAACAGCCACAUUUUCUACCACAAGAUGAUGGGCACCUGGAGUCUGGGCUUCAUAUGCCUUUUGACCUGCGUGCUACCCUCUGUCUUUUCCAAGGUGUGCUUUUUUUGCGAAAUCACUGCCUCAACCAGGUGCCCUGCUACCCAGAUGGUUUGUGGAGAAUAUGAAGACUGCUUUGUCGGGGAAGGAGCUGCCUUGGGGGUGUCGAUGAUCCAGAACAAAGGCUGCACCCGUGACGUCGACUGUGGCAAGGAGCAGUCUGUGUCCUACAUGGGGGUCACCUACAGCUUGGUGACCAAGUGCUGCAAGGGAGACCUGUGCAAUGCAGCUCUGCCCCUGACUGCCCCUUCCAUCCUAACACAGCUAGGCAUCAUCAUCGUCUUGCUGGGACUCAUUUGAUUUUUAAAAAUGGCAUCAACAAUAAACUCUUUGGUUGUUUUUUUUUAAAUUGAAUUCUUGAACUUCUGGUACAGUGGCGUGUUCCACUCCAGAAGUGGCACUCAGUAUAAAUUCAUAUAUACAGCGUGGCUUCCAUAUUCCAAUUCAAAUAUAAUAAUAAGAAUAUUUUGAUAGGUAAGCUUUCAGGAUGCCCACCAAAAA